CUCUAAAAUCCUUCUUCUCUUCUCUUUCUCUUUCUCUUACCAAACCAAAACACAACCAAAUUCCCACUUCAUCUCUCACAUUAUUCUAAAACUCCCUUCAUCCAUGAAAAUUUCUCAUCCAAAUUCCUCCUUCACUUCCACUUCAACCACCACCGCCGAUGGACUUCCACCGCCGCCGCACAAAAUCAUUAACAGAUCCGAUUCCACUAACCCAUACCCCACCACUUUCGUCCAAGCCGAUACCUCCUCCUUUAAACAAGUUGUUCAAAUGCUCACCGGCUCGCCGGAAACCGCCAAGCAAGUUUCUACUCCAGACCCACCUUCCAAAUCCCACAUCCCUCCCAUUAAAUCCAUUCCCAAACGCCAACACUCAAGUUUCAAGCUCUAUGAGCGAAGAAAUGCCCUUCAUAACCUCCAAAUCAUCAACCCUGUUUUUGCCUCCUCUGUUUCUUCUCCCAGAAAUAUCCAUAACCACCCUGAAAUUCUCUCUCCCAGUAUGCUGGAUUUCCCGUCGCUGGUCCUCAGCCCUGUGACGCCGCUCAUUCCCGACCCAUUUGGCCGAUCGCAGCCCUUGAAUUCUGACCCGGCGAACAAUGUAAAUUGUAGUAAUUCGGGUUUGGAUGAAGAUGCAGAGGCUAAAGCCAUUAGAGAAAAGGGGUUUUAUUUGCACCCUUCGCCGGCCACCACCCCCCGAGAAUCGGAGCCGCAGCUUUUGCCUCUUUUUCCGAUCACUUCCCCUCCACGACCAGGUCCACCUCCCCCUUCUUCUUCUUGAAUUCAAUGCCAAUUCAGCUAUUAAUUUAUUUAAUGUCCUUCAUUUUUUUUUUUUUUUUUACAUUUUAAUUUAAUGACUUUGGAGUUUGUAUCGGGAAUGAGGUUUAUUUGCAUCGAAUUUGAAUGAAAAAUCCCUUGCUCCAAUUGUAAAAUUCGACCGUUUUUCUCUCUUUUUUUUUUCCUCCCUUCCCCUCAAAUAUUUUUAGAAUUAAUAAUGAUUAAAAAAAGCAUAUUUAAUUCUCUAUGAUUUGUUUUGUUUGAUUAAGUGAAAAAAUGGAUUGAGAGAGAGAGAGAGAGAGAGAGAGAGAGAAUAAAAGGAGACAGCUUUGGGGUAGUCGUCAAAGAGCGUAGAAUAAUGAAUAAGCAACAUUGACACAAUUGUUUUGUGCGAGAAACACAAUGCCAAGAAUCCAAUUUUCAAUGAUAAAAAUUAUUCUCUCACUGUGUUGAUCCUUUUUUUCUCUAAAAGAUAAUUAAUACAAGCAAAAUUUUCGAAAGAUAAUUACCAUUCAAUUUGAAAUGGGUCCAUCCAUAAUUAGUCAAUAAUAUAUCAAUAAAGCCUAAAUAAUAAUAUGCAAGCGGAUAUGUAUAAUAUGAAUUAAAAAUCGAGCCCUUCGCUAAUUCGACUCAUCUCAAAAGUCUUUGAUAUAAUGUUGAAUUAAAAAAAAAAAAAAAGAACAAUGAAAAGACGUAAAGAUAAUUAAAUGGAAAACAUGGGAAUAAGAUAGAAAUAGUAAAAAAGAAAAAAAAGUAUUGAGAAUUUAGUAGUUGGUUGUUUUAAAUUUAAUUAAUUAAUUAGCGUUAUUGGUCAAAAUGAGGUGGGUGGAUCUGUGAGGAUGUCUAAUAAAUUUUUAGUCUGCUCGAGUACAGAACUCAGCCAUAAAUUAUAAUAAGGUACUUUGAAAGUCACAUUAAUUAAUUAAUUAAAAUUAUUAUUUUUUAAAAAUUUCGAAAGUGACCCUCCCAAGAACUAAAAUUGGUCCAGUGAUUGAAUUGAAUGAAGGUCAAGGUCCUUGAUUGCAAAACCUUUGAGUCGCUCUCUUCUCCAGGCACUUUGUACAAAGGCGGCUCUCUCUUCUCUUAUUUUUCCUUCUAAAAUGAAAAUAAAAAUAAAAAUAAAAAUAAAAGUUUAAUAACUUUGAAACCUGUCCUAUUUUGUUCCCACAAUUAUUAAAAAGUCUUUACUUCCCUCUCUACUAUUUAAAUUUUGUUAAUUUUUAAAUAAAAUAAUGAGAUGAUUUAUUUUUUGAUGACUAAAUUACCAAAUAAGUGUUU
Messenger RNA from Benincasa hispida (wax gourd), 2049 nucleotides. The record is from RefSeq and is a predicted model, not a curated record. Lineage: Eukaryota; Viridiplantae; Streptophyta; Magnoliopsida; Cucurbitales; Cucurbitaceae.